AUGUCUAUAAAACGUCUAACACCAGAAGUAGUUCGACGAUGCUUACAUGGAGUUGGAUAUGAAAUAUUUGUUCAAUCAUUUUUCGAUUCAAAUGGAGAUGGUAUUGGUGAUUUAAAUGGUCUUCGUCAAAAACUAAAUUAUCUUUCAGAUUUAGGUAUUACAUUAAUAUGGCUUAUGCCUAUUCAUCCAGCUAAAACUUAUCAUAAAUAUGAUGUUGAAGAUUACAUGAAUAUUCAUCCUGAUUAUGGAACUAUAGAUGAUUUUCGUCAUUUAGUUAAUGAAUGUCAUGAACGUGGCAUACUAUUAAUCCUUGAUCUUGUUGCUAAUCAUACAAGUUAUGAUCAUCCAUGGUUUAAACAAGCUCAAUUAAAUUCAGUCAACAAUCCAUAUCGUGAUUAUUAUAUAUGGAUGGAUAGUGAAAGAGUGCAAAAAAUAGGUUUAAAAGCUUUUGAUACACCAGAUGCUAAUCUAGCUGGUUUAUGGCAUAGAGUUGGACCGGACAGUGAACAUUUUGAUUGGGAAGAAUUUGAGAAAAAAUCCAAAACAACUAUUGCGGUUAAUAGAGGUAGAGCAAAACAGAUCUUUCUUUAG
Messenger RNA from Rotaria sp. Silwood2, 591 nucleotides. Lineage: Eukaryota; Metazoa; Rotifera; Eurotatoria; Philodinida; Philodinidae. The record is from the annotation of a GenBank genome assembly.